Loxodonta africana (African savanna elephant) is the source of this 26672-nucleotide messenger RNA. RefSeq names its product ATPase plasma membrane Ca2+ transporting 4 (gene ATP2B4). The transcript is spliced from 22 exons. Gene Ontology annotation, molecular function: PDZ domain binding; ATP hydrolysis activity; ATP binding. Gene Ontology annotation, cellular component: plasma membrane; intracellular membrane-bounded organelle. Lineage: Eukaryota; Metazoa; Chordata; Mammalia; Proboscidea; Elephantidae. The coding region runs from base 18642 to 22376 and encodes 1244 amino acids. Gene Ontology annotation, biological process: calcium ion transmembrane transport; regulation of cytosolic calcium ion concentration. The record is from RefSeq and is a predicted model, not a curated record.
AUAGGUGUCAAGGUGGGGGUCCUCUCUUCUUCUCUGCCUCUCCUCACUCUAGGUUCUGCCUGAGGUCUUCAGCCCCAUCGCUUUUCUUGGCUCUGGUUUCCUGAGUUCCAGACCCAGAUUCCUGGGACAGUUUAGGAAAGAUAAACUGGAAUGCAGUCAGUGAGAUCCUCUUUAUCUUGCCUUCCUGUCAGAUCCUCAGGUGUGGGACAGCAAGUUUGCAAUAAUGUGUCUUUUGGAAGGGAGCUUAAGGACACUCAGAUAGGCCUGGGAAACUCUUGACAUAGGACACCUGAUAGUGAGGUCCACCAACGUUGCAAAAUCAAUUGCAGGAGUGCAAAACACUACAAUCCCUAUGGAUGGGAAGUUAGCAAUAUCUAACAAAAUGACAUAUGCAUUUACCCAGCAAUUCUGCUUCUAGGAAUUUACCCAGAAGAUGCCCUUCACGGUACAAAAGACAUGCGUACAAGCGUAUUCUUUAAAGCAUAUCUGUAAUAAGAAAUCAUUGCAACUACCCAAAUGCUUAUCCUUAAGAGAUGGGUUUGAUGAACAAUGGUACACAUACAUAGGAGAGUACUAUGCAGCCCCCAAAAAGAAUGAGUAGGAGCACUAGGAACUGAUAUGAAGUGAUUUCCAGGAUAUGAUAUUAAGGGAAAAAAACACGAGGCAAAAGAGUGAGUGUAUAUAGUGUGCCACCUUUGGAAUGAGAUUUGAAAAACCAAGCCCAUUGCCAUCAAGUCAAUUUCGACUCAUAGCGACCCUAUAGGACAGGGUAAAACUGCCCCAUAGAGUUUCCAAGGAGCACCUUGUGUAUUUGAACUGCUGACCUUUUGGUUAGCAGCCCUAGCUCUUAACCAAUAUGCCACCAGGGUUUCCUGGAAUGAGAGAGAAGAGGAAAAAAAAAUGUAUUUUUUGCAAGCACACGCACGCACGGAAAUGAUAAACCAGAAAUUAGUUUAAAUGGGAAUGAGUGGGAACAGAGUGGAGGAGAUAGUGAUGAGAGUGAGGCUCUCCUGAUUACAUCUUUUCAGACAGUUUUGAUUUUGAACCAAGUACGUGUUUUGCAUGGUUCAAAAUUUAGAUCCAAAAGUAAGAAAAAGCAAACCCUAAAGCUGACUACAACAGAAACAAUGAACCUAACUGAAUAUUUGAUUACUAACUAUACAAAGGAAAAAAUGAAUUCAACUAAGUUUUGAACUCAGUACUCUGAUGUGGAACACAUAUCCUGAGGAUAAAAAGAACUGCAAAAUAAUCUUGAACUUUGCUUUGUAGGUUUGUUACCAUAAUUGGAAAUGAUUUUUUGUGUGUGUGUACUAUAAACCAAAAAAAACCCUGUUGCCGUCAAGUCAAUUCCAACUCAUAGCAACCGUAUAGGACAGAGUAGAACUGCCCCAUAGAGUUUCCAAGGAGCACCAGGCAGAUUUGAACUGAUGACCUUUUGGAUAGCAGCCAUAGCACUUAACCACUAUGCCACCAGGGUUUCCUUGUGUACUAUAGGACAGAUCAAAUGAGUAACUAUACUGAUAUUUCUGGGAAUCAGGGUUUCACUAUGGGAAAAGAGAGAUACGGUGAAACCUGUGAGAGCCAGAACUUGAUGGGACUACUUUGUUUUUGCAGGUCUCUCAAGUUUUCCACCCUUGAUAGGGUGUAGUCUUACCACUUUUCUAUCACUCAUUUUAGUGGAAAAUAUUUGAGUGUGCCUUCUCUGACAGGUUUCCGCCUUACACGGGUUCCAGGUUUUACUUUAUAAUAAUGGAAUGCGGGAAGGUGAGGAAGAACCUUAUGGUUCUUUAUCUCCUGGGUCUGUCCACUGAAAGGGUCUAGAAGCAAUGCCGCCCCAGUAGCACUGAACAUACCUAGUGCCCUGAUUUUUACGUUUAAAUACCACUUUCCAUUAAAAGAAACCAGUGUUCCUUGGAGAAAUGGCUGAUUCCAAGAUUGGGACAAGGAAAGCACAAGUGUGCGAGAAAAAAAGAAAAAUGAAGAAGAAAAAAGUACAAGUUGUGCCAGAAAGCUAGAACAUGCUCAUGUCAAAGGAUACUCCUCCUGGGCAAGUUUGGGGUGUAUUGAGCAACAGAACAGCAAUGGUAAUGGAUUUUAACACACUGAAUAAAAAAGAGUCCAUUCUGAUAGUUAAAAGGGAGCAGGGAGGAAAAACUCUUCCUUACAGAGAACAGCCAGCUAAUAAAAUGUGGAAGCAAUGACAGAACUUUAAGUUCACCAUAACCGAUUCAGGGUAGGCUCACUGAGGGAUGAUAAAACCAGCGGGUGAAAGGUUGGUGUCAGUGUAUCACCUCACAGAGUACUUAACUCCUCACAGAAGGAAAAAUCUGUCUUCACAGUGAGGUCAAGCACACACCAGCUCAAUCAAGUAAUCAAACAACCAAACACUGGCAGUGGCAAGACCACCUGGCAUCAGUGGUUCCUGGCGUUCUGCUUUAAGUCCAACCACAUUACUUAUGGUCUGGUCAAAAAUAUUUAUCUGGAAUCUAAUCAUGAGGAAACGAGACAAAUCUAGAAUAUGGGACAUUCUACAUGAUAACUGAACGAGGUGCUUCAAAAAAGGCAAUGUCUUAAGAAACAUCAAAAAUUCACGUUGCUGAGGGAUGGGCAGAAACCAUUUCCAGAGAUUAAAAGAAACUAAACUGACAUUACAACCAAAUGCAAUAAAGGACUAGAAAAAAAUAUCUUGGGACAACUGGGAAAUUCUUAAUAUGUACUGGAUAUUAGAUGAUAUGUAAUUAUUGCUCAGGAGCCCUGGUAGAGCAGUGGUUAAAAGCUCAGCUGCUAACCGCAAGGUUAGCAGUUUGAACCCACCAGCUGCUCUGCGUCAGAAAGACGUGCCAUUCUGCUUCUGUAGAGAUUACAGCCUUGGAAACUCUAUGGGGCAGUUCUGCUCUGUCCUAUAGGGUUGCUAUGAGUCAGAAUCGACUUGACAGCAGUGGGUUUGGUUUGGGUUUAAUUAUUGCUAAAAUUUUUAAGACGUGUUAAUGGUAACACGGUUCUAUAGAAGAAUAUUCUUAUUCUUAGGAAAUUCAUGCUACAGUGUGUAGGAGCAAAGUGUCUACAAGUUAUUUUCAAAUGGUUCAUCAUAAUAUUGUGUGUGUGUGUGUGUGUGUACACAUCAAGAGGAAGCUUGCAAAAUGUUAGCAACUGGUGAACCUAAAUGAAGGGUCUAUAGUUUUUUCUAUUUUUUCGAUACUGCUGGUUUGAAAGAUUUCAAAAUAAUAAGCUGAGGAGAAAAGUCAGUGCCAGUGCACAAACAUUUCAGAACCCCUCUCACUAUCUCCCUCACUCAGCUUGGCCAACCAAAAAAACCUGAACCCACUGCCACUGAGUUGAUUCUGACUCAUAGCAACCCUACACGACAGGGUAGAACUGUCCCCAUAGAGUUUCUGAGGAGCACGGAGCGGAUUCAAACUGCCAACCUUUUGGUUAGCAGUCAUAGCAGUUAACCAUCAUGCCACCAGGGUCUCCACAUGGCCAAGAGCAGCAUGUUUUAUUCCAAUGAAGCUCCUCAUCCCAAGCUCCCAGGUGGCUCUUCUAAGCUUCUGGGAGUACAAGGGGACUUUCCAACAAAGUGGUCUCCCUCAGGGAGUGCUCCUUCCUCCCUCUCACUGCUGUCAACACCAGGCUCUGCCUUCCAGGUGGGACCAGCUGGGUCACCAUUGGCCAGGCAGGAGCAAGUGGGAGCAAGACGCUUCCCCCACGCCACCAUGGGGAAGCCAAGGGACUGAGGGCUUCCAGAAUCACCCACUACCUUUUGAGUAGGGGUUCCAGGUUUUCAGAGAAGGAAUUCACCAACAGCCCAGAGGUUGCUGCUGACCAACCAUUCAAGUCCUUUCUGAAUUCUACAAUUAGGUGAUUCUGAGAAAAUCUGCUGUGCCCACUCUGAGCCUUCGUGCCCCGCCUUGGCAGGGAAGGCGUGGUUGUUUGUGCUGUCAGUGACCCACAUUGCCGUGUUGCCCCCUCCCUUGCCCCCCAUCUCCUCCAGUCUUCUGGUCCUGGCCUCCAGGGUCUCCAGAACUACUCAUCUCUCCCUCUUUUCUCCCUGGAAACCCUGGCGUGAGGACUGGCUUGACUCAGGUACUUUUCAAGUAGGAAAAUGCUCUUGAUCCUUUAGUCAAUUCCCCUUCUGUCUUGCUUGGGAGUCUGAAUGAGUGGGAGCCAGGAAGUUGGAAGGGGGCAAACCGGAGGGGUUUGUCCUCGUGUGCUGCCAGGCCUGCCAGGAGAGCAUGGGACCACAAAUCAGAAAACUGGUGAUCUGGGUUCUUGCCUGCUGCAUGACCUUGACCAAGGUGGUGAUGUCUCUGGGCCUCCAUCUCUUACACGGUAAAAUGAAACCAAGUUUAGAAAAACAGGCUUGUUUGAUUCAAGACCCUCCUCUUCUAUGGAAGGCAAAGGGGCAAAACUCUCAUUGUUUAAACCAAACUCUUUUCAUUAUAGAGUCUAGCACAAUGUAGCAACCUGUAGCAAAGCUCCAUCCGUCUAUCCAGGAUGACCACAGAGCAAAGGAGGGCACAGAGGAUCUGCCUUGUGGGGAGGUACCCUUGAGGUUUGGAAGUAGGACUGGUUCUAAGACUGCCCACCUUCACCUACCUGGAACCUCAGUUUAGAAGGAUUUACUCAACACCUUCCAAGGCCAUGAUUUUGCUGUAUCCCAGCAGGAAACUAAGAAAUACAGGCUAGAGGCACAGAGAUCCAGGCCUUUAGGGAGUUUACUAUCUUCUUGGGAACAUGAUCUCCUGAAGAGUUGAACCAUAUGCAACUGCCCAAUAUGAAACUACUUUUGACCUAUAAAAAGGUAAUUUCAUAUGGUUCAUCCUAAAACUACUACAUUAGAACGUUGAAAUCAACUGUAGCCAAUGUUACAGGAGAUUAGGUUUUUAUAUGAACUGUCAGGAGGUCAGGAGAAAUUCGGGUAAAGCCACCAGUUGCUGGGUCCAUUUGCCCUCCCUUUCAAUCCAGACUUUUGACAUACUUCGUUGUUGUUGUUAGUUGCCAUCUGGUCAACUCCAGCUCAUCUCCUGAUGCCUACCAGCACAAAAUGUGGCCCAGUCUGUGCAAUCUUUAUGCUCGUUGUUCGGUUUGAGUCCAUUGUUGUGGCUGUUGUGCCAGUCUAUCUCAUGGAGGAUUUCAUUCAUUUUCACUGUCCCUAGCUAAGCUCUUGUCCAGACUCUGGUUGAGAUCCCAGCAGCUGGCCAUAGGUAGAGAGGAAAGGGCCGUCCAUCUCUAGUCCACUAUUCCUGGGUUCCAAAUACCCUGUUUCAUAUCUUGGGAGCUAGAGAUGGAGGAAGUUUUGAGAAAGAAGGGAAUACCAACCUUAUUCUCCCCCUAUUUAGUGUCAGACAAGAGCGGAACACACAGGUGGAGUUUCAUCUGCCACAGGGCCACAUGACCUAGUGAUGGUUCAUGGCUGCUAGAUGGAAUGACUGGGAGCUGCUAGCAGGAAUAGGGAGACCAGCAGUUGGCAACAUUCACCUGGAAAUUGUUCUUGGAGAAGGUAAUUGCCAAACAGGGUUUGAUGGGAGGAAAGAGGAUAGAUUGGACAAGGAAAGGAUGGAGGAGGGGAUGUGGGAUUGGGAGAAAAGGCUGAGCUACUACACCCUGGCCAAGGACACUCUGAGCAUCAUGGGGAAUCAGAUGCUUGGCAGGUGGUGGAGGCUGUCUGCUCCCACCCGCUGGAAUGCCUCCAGCCUUCGCUGAGCCAGCGUCGGUAUCGCGGGCAGAAUGGCAUCUGGCCUCAGCAGUGGCCUGCUGCCCGCCUGCUCCCCUGGCACUUGUGGGCCAUUAGGAUGAUUUUUGAUGUUUCCUACCUGCCGUCUAUACGGCAGCCUUCUUUGUGGGGAGCACUCGUAGGACAUCUGUUAGGACGCCGGGACAGGCACAGUUGGCACCCAAACUUCCAGGAUCUUUCUGACCUUGGUACAGGGGAGGUCAGUCACUAGACUUUGGGCUGGAGAGCAGCUCAUUAUUUUUGAGCCAGAGCUUUUGAGAUGGACAGAGUUGGAGAAAUGGUUUGAUUUCCCUCCUUUCACAAAUAAGAAAACUGAAACCUAGACACUCGCCCAAGGACACAGGGCUAGUUUGAGGCGGACUUAGGCCGAGAGCCUAGUUCUCCCCACUUCAAGUCAAUGAUUGGGCCUCGACCCCAUCACUGCAUCACUAUGUGACCCAGAUCAACAGUAAACUUUGCUGGUGCCCAAUUCCUCUAGCGACCUAACAGGGAGCGCCGCUCCAGCCUCUCAAGGAUGGUGUUCAGCACAGUGAGACCAUGUCCUGGGAGUACUUGGAAGAAAGCUGCUAGAAGCCAUCAAGGUGCUGCACUCUGAUUGUCAUUCAUUGUUGCUGCUGUUAUUAACAGUUAGGGUCCUUAGUACUAGAGAAAUACAAAGUAGAAGCGGGAUUGGUACCAUCCUCAUCACCGUGAAGCUCCUGAUGGAGCUGGGUUUCUUCUCUCUGUCCUCUCCACAACUCCUCCCAGACACUGGGCCUUGAGCUGGUGAAGCAGGGUACCUGGGAGAGGAGGCAGAAGUUCCAGAAGGGGGUGGGCAGGGCCUUCCUCCUGCCUGGGUAUACCUGGCACUGCCCUUUCCUCAGGGCGUCUCCUCUGAAAGGUCAGAGGAAGUGCAGAGGGGAAACACUGCUAUCUUAGCUUCCUCCUUGGCAGCUGACUAAGCCAGGCUGAGCUCUGAUUUGAGGGCUAAAAGUCAGCAGGGCAAGCCCGCUAUAUAUAAUGUGACAACACAGGCCGUUUUUAUUGCAGAGCAGAUUUGUCAUUCAUUUGCUUGUUAAUUUAUUCACUCAACACACAGUGAGUGAGCUCAGACCAUAUGCCGGGCACUAUGUUAGGGCUGAGGCAUUAGUGCUUCAGUGGGGGAAUUCUUACCUCCCAUGUGGGAGGGCCAGUUCCUGGCCAGUGCAAACCCAUGCACAGCCGCAGCUCGUCUCCAGAGGCUUGCAUAUUACACAGGUUUCAGUGGGGCUUCCAGACUACAACAGACCAGGAAGAAAGGCCUGACAAUCUACUUCUGAAAAUCAGCCAAUAAAAGCCCUGCUGAUCACAAUGGUCUGAUCCCAUUGUGCACAGGAUGCCACGAGUUGGGUGACUCAAGAGCAGUGUCGUAGUUAUCUAGCGCUGCUCUAACAGAAAUACCACAACUGGAUGGCUUUCACAAACAAAAAUUUAUUUUCUCACAGUUUAGGAGGCUGGAAGUCUGAAUUCAGGGUGCUGGCUCUAGGGGAAGGCUUUCUCUGCCGGCUCUGGGGCAAGGUCCUUGUCUUUUCAGCUUGUUUCCUGGGUCCUUGGAGAUCUCCAUGUGGCCUGGCAUUUGUCUUCCCUCAUCUCUGCUUACUCCUUUUAUAUCGUAUAAGAGUUUGACUCUUGACACACCCUACACUAAUCCUGCCUCAUUAGCCUAACAGACAACUCAUUCCCAAAUGGGAUUACAACCACAGGCACAGAGGUUAGGGUUUACAGCACCUAUUUUGGGGAGACACAAUUCAACCCAUAACAGGCAGCUAGUUACAACAACACGUGAGAGUUGGGGAAGAAGCAGUGUCCAGAAGGUAGGGAUUGGCGAAGAACAGCUGACAUUCAGUUCAGGGAUGAGUGCCUGAGCCUGGUGACCCACAGUGAGUCCUGGUUGUGGCAGUGUUCCAGAGAAUCUGCAUUUGCCCCUGGAGGGCACCUUUAACCCCUAACGUCUGAGCUGGGAGAGGCCCUAGAAACCACUGCAGUGCAGCCCUGUGUGUUACCAAUGAGAUCGCGGCCUGGCAAGCAGCCUAGUGAGGAUAGCCAUGUCCUUUGCGGGAACUAGCCUUCUCCUGGGCAGGGCAUGAUGCCGAAGGCAUGCUCAGUCCCUGGGUUGGCAUCCCAGUGUUGCCCUCUAAAUUUACAAUCCCUGCUUACGUUCUGGAGCCUCUGAGUCUAAUGCGCAGAGAUGUCCCAUUGCUGGAAUACCUAUAAAAAGCCAAAAAACCAAACUCGUUUCCAUCUAGUCGAUUUCUCAUAGCGACUCUUUAGGACAGAGUAGAAUGGGGAUACCUACAGGAAAUCCAAAAGGCACCUUGGAACAAAAAAAAAAAAACUUCCAGAGAAAUCCUCCAGCUUCCCUUCCAGUCCUUACUUCUUGUUUCAGCCCGUCCAUCUUACUUCCCAGAGGUGGUGUGGAAUAAAGGGAUAAAGACGUGGGUUUAGCUUUAAUUCAGGGAGUACACAUGGCAUGCAUCUUUACUGAAGCUCAGUUUCCCCAUCUAUAAAGCAUGGACAGUGCCAUCUUUCCUUGUCUACCUUACAGACUGUUGUGAUAGACAAAUGACACACUGUAGGUAAAAGCAUUUCAUAAAUAGUACAGUGCUAGAUACAGGUAAGGCUUGUUAUUCCAGUGCCCUCUUCUGAUUUCCUGCUCUCUGCUUCAGUCCCUGUCUGUGCUCCCCAGCCCUUGAUCCCACUUCCCAGAACAUUCUUCAUGUUCUGUCACUGUCACCUCCAGAUUCUGCUCUCACUGCCCACUCCCUCUUUGCCUGGCUCAAGACCUAAAACGACACUGGUAGCAUCCUGAAUAAUAACAACAAUAUGAACUAACAGUCAUUAAUUUUGUGCUAGGUAUUACACUUGGAUUAUUUCACUUAAAAUUCCCAGCGAGCAAUGAGGCCAAUGCCAGUAUUGUCUUCAUUUUACUGAUUAAUAGGUAGAUAGCUACUGUGGCAUCGACUGCAACUCACUGUGACCUUAUGUGCAACAGAAUGGAACACUGGCCAGUCCUGUGUUAUCCUCACAAUCACCAGCAUGGUCGAGUUCAUGGUCAUGGCUGUUGUGCCGAUCCAUCUCACCUAAGUUCUCCUUCCCCCUUGCUGGUCUUCUGCUUUACCAAACACGUCUUCUUCCAGCAAUCGAUCCCUCCUGAUGACGUGUCCAAAGCAAACGAGUCAGACAAUGUUCUGUUGUGAUUCUUAAGAUUUUAACUAGCUAAUCCUUGGGAGUAGAUGGCCAACCCUUUCUUCCUAGUCUUUCUUAGUCUCAUAGCUCUGCUGAAACCUGUCCGCCAUGGGUGAUCCUAUUGGCAUUCGAAAUACUGGUGGCAUAGCUUCCAGCAUCACAGUAUGACAAACUGAUAGAUGGGUGGAGGUACUGUUUAAUAAAGAAAUUCAAGAGAUAUGAUGCUGAAACCCAACCUGAACGAAGGUCUUGCCCAUUUAUGGGCUUCCUCUUUCCUCUGCUGAGCAGCUAAGUGACUGGUUGACAAGAACACUGAGAGAUUCAACAGCAUUUAUUGAAUGUCGACUAAAUGCCACCUGCUUUCACAUUAUGUCACAGCAACCACCGUCUGAGACAGGUACAGGAUUUGUCUUAGAGAUCAUCUGGUUGCAAGAACAGAAACCCAUUCAAAGGAGCAAAAGUAAAAGUGGGCUUUACUGAAAGGUUAGAGUCCCCGGUGGUGCCAAUGGUAAACACACUCAGCUGCUAACCAAAAGGUUGAAGGUUUGAGUCCACCCAGAGGCACUUCUGAAGAAAGGCCUGCUAAUCUACUUCUGAAAAAUCAGCCAUUGAAAACCCUGUGGAACACAGUUCUACUCUGACACGUGUGGGGUCACCACGAGUGGGAAUUGACUCCAUGGCAACUAGUUUGGUUUUGGUCUUUUAUUAGGAGGUUACAGGGAGGUAUCACAGAACUUAAGUGUGGAAGUGUAGCCCCAUGUGGGCUGUACUUUCUCCCUUGGGCUGCGAGCACUUUCUUCUGCACAUGGGCUCCUCUGCCCCCUCAUCCACAUGCACAGGACCCUUCAUAGCUAACUAAGCGUCUGACUUAGUCUUUAAGUCUGUAUCACCUUCUUGCUUAGCUCUUUGAAGUACGUUAACUCAGUCCCUCACCCCACAUGCCAAGAGGUGCUGAUUCCCACUUAGGUCUGCUGUCCACUCCUGCUCCAGUCAUCUGUGGCCUGUGGAGGGGGAUGGGGAUUAACACAAACAUGGCUGCCCAGGCCUGUCUUUUUAAUAGGGGCUGUAGGUAGAAGCAGAGUCCUUGGUUGUCAUCAAUGGUUAAAGGCUAGGCUGCUAACCCAGAGGCACCUCGGACGAAAGAUCUGGCAGUCUACUUCUGAAAAAAUCAUCCACUGAAAACCCUAAGGAGUACAGUUCUACUCUGACAUGCGUGGGGUCUUGGUGAGUCAGAAUUGACUCACCAGCAACUGGUUUAUGGGUAAGAGCUGAAGUUUCUAGAAUGGAAACUCCAUGACCUUGCCCAUUGCCGUUGAGUCGACUCCGACUCAUAGCCACCCUAUAGGACAGAGUAGAACUACCCUAUAAGGUUUCCAAGGAGUGGCUGGUGGAUUCAAACUGUCACCCUUUUGGUUAGCAGCCAAACACUUAAACCAGUGCACCACCAGGGCCCCUCCAUGACCUUGGGUGGAUUCAAACCCAAGUCCACCAGGCUCUGACAUCAUGCACUUCAUCACACCAAACUGUCUGUAGGACAUCAUGUAGAUUAUGUCCUGGUAGAAGUCCCCAAACAAGAGGGUGUGUGAAUCAUCCCACAAUCUAGGGGUUCAGGUGGCCUGGAAAAAUAGUAUUACCAUUUUUGAACCUUGUGUGCCAGGCAUAUUAUAUACAAUAUCUUUAAUCCUUACAACCUUACAAUACCCCUAUAACAUGUUGUUGUCACCAUUUUAUAGCUAAGAAAGCUAACACCUAGUGAGUUAGGUAGCUUACUCAGAGGUCAUCUGGCUGGUUUGGGUUGGGGCCAAUAUUGACCUAGGCCUCUCUGACACCAAGGCCCAUGCCCCUUUCUACUUUACAAUAUUGCUUUUCUAAAGGAGACUAUUUUGCUUUGAUUUUGCUAGAACGUAUGCUCCUUGAGGGCAAGAUCUUAGUUUUCUUGUCCCAAGCACCUAGAACAGUGCCUGGCACAAAGUAAGUGCUCAGUAAAAACAGUUGAUUGGAUUUUUUUUUGGUACCUCUUGCAUUCCUAGGCUUCCCAAGGCCAGAAGGGAAGGCUCAUAGUCUACGUCUUGGAGAAUGGGCCACUGAAAUUAUUUGAGGCAGGUUUGUGGGUGAGCCUGUGACCCUACUCAACUCCCAGUCUACUUUGAUGGGGGAUAUUAGGAGUAGUCCCAUGAUGGAGGAACUAAAGGAAAGUAUGACCCCCAGAUUCUUCUGUGUUAACUGUCCUGUAUAUCUGACCUAACCCUAUGAGAGAAGCAGGUAAAGGGAAGUUUCCCUAGCCCUGGAAAAUCCACUUAGUGGAACUAGGAAAUAGGAUACAAAAGUCCUAUGUUGCUAGAGAAAAAAAGUGCUAAUUUCCACUGAGUUUUCAGCCCCAGGGUCAGAGUUUACCAGGCCUUGAGUCUCUUCCUGUGCCUUUCUCUAUAGCAAUGCGCUGUGUCCCAAUCACCAAGUUGGCCUUCCCAACCCCAGCAGCGUGGUGUUAUAUAAAAACAUAGGUUUGGGGUGGUAAGAUGGAACUGGGUUCACAUCUCUACCUAGCAAGCUGUAUGGUCAUGGGCAAAUUAUUCAACCUCCUAGACUCUCCAUUUUCUCUGUAAAAUUCUCAAUGAGUUUUAAUUUCUGCUCUUUCUUUCUUCCAUGUCCCCCUUCCUCUUCCCUGGGCCCUGGCAAGAGUCUGCUCACCUGCUCCCUGCAAACCUUUGGGCCAAGUGCAUUUAUAAAGGGUCAUAGCCCCUCAUCUCCCAGUAAUUGAAAGCUCCAACGGCCCCAGCUUCCUGCAACUCUCCACCACAGGGCCUACAGGGGCUGAUCAAGGGAGCCAGCAUCUCCACAUUGCAGGUUGCCCUCUCUGUGCAAGCUCUAGGAUUCUGCUUGGUGAUUGAGCAACAAGAGUCCUGGAAUAAGGCGGAGCAGAGGGUGGAGAGCUGCAGCCAGAUCACCUUGUUAGCUCUUGCCCUGCAUUCCUCUCCUGGGAGUAGAUGCUGUGAGAGCCAAGGCUGGGAAAUCUCUUGUUAAUGGUGGGAGUCAGACUAGGUAACAAUGUUGUACUUGCUUGUAGGGGCUGUGGCCAAGGGUGCCAUUACUACUGGGUCACCCAAACCAGCUGCCAGCUACCACUGGGAUUGAGUAGUCCACGUGAUAAACAGGCAAGAGCUUCAUAGUCUGGGAUUCCUCACACCCCCCUCUCCCCAACACACCUACACAUCCAGACUUUAGCUGGUAUGAAAUGGCAGCUCAGCCAAGAUAAUGCAUGGAUUGGAACUUGCCUCUCCUGAGCUGGAAUGUGCUUGGCAUUGAGUGGCUGGGUUUGGUCCCAGUUCUUGCUCCUGCUUCCUAUGGAUCACUUAAGUACCUCAAGCUCUCUUGCGUUCGGGGAACUUCUCCAGUCCCCUCCAAGGGAUGGUAUCAAAUGAUGGAAGAUGCUGUCAGAGGACAUGAUCUGAGACUUAGAGAGAGACCAGGGUAUGAAUAUUAGCUGAGAGCUCAUGUGAAUAGGCCUAUGGCAGCAUGGCUGCUGAGAUGCAGCGUUUGCCAAGCCCACUCACCGGCCUGGGAGCUCCUUGAAAGGAGGAGUGGUGCAUUAGUCAUCUCUAGACCUAUGCCUAAGUGAACACAGGCUUUGGUUCACAGAAUCAUGAUUAGUAACGGUUGGAUGGAUGGGUGAAUAAAUAAAUAAGGAAAUAUAAAUGCUUCUUUAAACUAGAGGUAAGACCAUAGAAAAGUUUACUUUCUUCCUCCUUGCGGCCACCGUCCCUAGUUCAACACCUUAUUAUCUCAUGUGUGAAUAAUUGCAAAGACCUCCUAGUGAUAGGUGGGGUGGUUUAAAGGAACAAGUUCUAGACUAGAAGUUGAGAGACCUGGGGACUGAGCCAUUAAGUUGCUCUAUCACUUUUGGGAAAUCACAGAAACCUUCUGGGCUUCCAUUUGUUCAUGUGUAAAAUAAAUACUUGGGCUAAAUGUACUUUGAGGACAUUUUAACUCUAAAAUUCUCUACCUCCUCCUACCCAAACAACCCUGUGGAUUCAUUAUAGUUGGUUGCCAAAACUUAAAAAUAAGAUUUUACAUAGAAAACCGAUCUUCUUGCUUCUUCUGGAAAAUCAGAUGCUUUGACAAUAUUGGACCUACCUUUUCUCCAUGGAAACCAUCCGUGGGAGCUGAGUAACCGAUGCCCCCGUUGAGACAGAGCAUGCGCUUUCUCGCUUGCUGCAGGCUCCGCCUCUUCCCAUUGCCUAACGCUUGGCCUGCCUCACUCAUUUUUGUUCCCUGCCUAGUCCCUGUAGACAUUUGAAUUUGCAGACCUAGAAUAAGGAGAACAAAACUUCUAAGGGCUGUCACCUAGGAUGACAGCCAGAAACCAGCUCUCCUGCCUCGCUGGGCUUAGGUGGCAGAGACUGGGGGAGUCUUCCUGGGAAGUCGGUGACUGGGGUGUGAAAAGGAACAGCACCCAGUGCCCCAGGAGGCUUUGCUUAGGGACUUGGCCUCCCAGAAUUGCUGAGCCCUUGUCCGAGGAAGCUGGCCCCCUCUCACCUACCUCCCCCUCCUCGGACACAUGCUGAAAGCCUGUGAGGAUCCCUGAGGGCCACCUCUGUAUAACCCUGUGUGGCCACUACUCUGUGGUAGAGAAAACUGGGCUCACUUUUAGAACUUUGGCAAUGAGGAUGGUUCUUUUUCCACUUACAGUAUCCACUUUUUCUGGCGUCCAACCGCUAUCAGUGUCUUUGGCAAAAAACAGGUCAGCCCAUUGGAAGGCCGAACUACUUAAGUACAACGUGAGGCGAUCGAGGAUCCCAGCUACAGUCAGAUGGGUCAAGUGCACUUUCUCCUGUUAGCCUGCCUCAGUUUACCUCGAGCACCUAUUGCUAUAAACAGUUGCAUUUUAGAGCUCCGCCGGCUGGCCCUAUUUCAGAGCCCCCAUCCCAAAAUUCCUUUAGGCCAACUAGGGUCUAACUUUUUCCCAGUGCAAGCCAGAGCUGUUUCUCACUCAGCUCCUUAGCCUCUGAGGAGGCAAAGAUAAUCCUGUCUGAGCCCUAGGACUAUGCUUUGUUUUAGGGCUACGCUGCCUGUCUGUUACCCCAGCCAGGUAGACAAUCCCCAGCUUACCCACUUGCAGAAUUUUCUUUUCCUACUCUCCAUUUGUAAGCUUUUCCUAAUGGCUGUUGAUUAUAGUUUGAUCUGUUAUUCUGUGGUCUGAUCUAGUUUUGUUUUUUCCAAAAGGCACCUAUAUUUCCUUUCAACAGCCUUGUAUUGUUCACUGGGUAUCGCUCCGCUCCUCGGUGUCACCCUUCCCUUCUAUUAUUUUCCUUUUCAUGUAAAACUGACCCAUCUAAAACCCAGCCCACAUUAGGAUUGUUCUUGUCCCAGCCACUGUCAGAGACAUCUACCCUCUCAAGAGAGCUUUUUGUUGCUUUCUCAACGUCUUUUAAUCCAAAUGGUGAAUUCUUGGCCUGAUGUGUUUUUGUGUAAGAUAUUUACCUUUUUUUUUUUUUUCUGAGUAUAAAAGUAAUAGGUAGAGACCAAAGUUGUUAGUGGUUACCAGGGACAGGAGAGAGGGAGGGGAAAAGGGAACAGACUGUUUAGGGGGCACUGAGCUUCUAUGAAGCGUUCUAAGACAAUUUGGAAACGGAUAAUGGUAAUGGUUGAACAACAUGGUGAACGUAACUAAUGGCACUGAAUUGUACAUGUGAAGAAUGUUGAAAAGGCAAACGAUUGGUUACAAUAUAUUUACAAUUAAAAAAAAGAGAGAGGGCAAAGGCAACAUGGCAGAGGUAGUAGUGUAAUUUUUGAACAAAAACAGCAAUACAUAAAAAUGUCUAACAUUUACUGAGUGCUUACUAUAUGUCAGGCAUGAUGUCAAGUGCUAACAAAAUUGCAUGACCUCAUUUCCUCCUCGUGACAACCCUACAAGGAAGGUGCCAUUGCUCUUCCCCUUUUCUAAAGAGGAAACUGAGGCUCAGAAAGAUAAAAUGCUUUAUCCAGGGUUCCACUGCUGCUAAGUGGUAGAUCUGGGGUUUAAACCAUGUUUUUCAAACUCCAGAGUCUAAGCUCUGUACUGCUUCCACACAGGAUCAUUCUAGAAACUUUGGAAAAUUCAGAAAAGCGUAAAGAAGAAAAUAAAAUUCCAAUAAGCCUAGAGAUAAUUGUUAACAUUUUGGUGUAUCUCCUUUUAUUCUUUUAUAUAGUAUGUGAGUGAGGGCUUUUUUUUUUUUUUUUUUUUAACAAAUUUUGGAACACAUAGAAUAUCAAGUUUUGGAUUCUGUUGUUUUCCUACUCAAUACUAUAUCAUGGUCAUUUUUCGAUGUCAUAAGGAGCUAGCCACCCACCAGCCCCAAACAUGGUCCAAUGGAAUCCGUUAAUAGUGAGCAACCAGAGGUGGAAAGUGUGGUUUUAGAAAGGAAAUAAAGAUGCCGAUGCCCUCAGUCUUUGCCUUGAAAGGUGACAGUCUGGGGCCAGCCUGGGUGGGGCACAGAGGUCUGAGCCGAGAUGAAGAGAUCAGAGGGAGAGAAGGCUGGGAACUCGUGGGUAGCCUUUGAGAAGUCUCUUCCCUCCAUCUGUGUGUCUGGAUCCCACACAAAGGUGUGAGGAGAUGAGCAGGCUGACUAGUGUUUGAAGUGGGAGUUAAAACGCAAAGUGGCUUUUACACAGGCCCAGCUAAAGGCCAGGCUUUCUGGAAGAAGACAUGGAGUACUCUAAAUAAAGCCCCCUAUAAACCUGGGAGUGGGAUUACUCAUGGCAGAGAGCUGGCCCCUCCUUCUGGGUUUGGGCUCCCACACCUGCCUCUGGUUGGAGAAAACUGUGCGAGGCUUCCCUGCCUUUGUUCCUUUAAAUGCGUAUGUGUGAAAGACAGCCUUAGUAUAUUUAUCUGUGGCUGUAUUUUUAAAGAAACUUCUUUUAAAAAAUCAUCCGAGAGCAGGGAGGGGGAGAGAGGAAGGAGAUAGAGCAGGAGGCUGUCACCAACUGGAAGAUAGUUUCUAGUGUCUGCUGUGGGGAUGCAGGGCCUCUGUGCUUGGGGCAGGCAGCUGAACACACCUCAGUAAGGAUGUAAGGAUGCUUUGGAAGGAAGCCGGGGGUGCUGGCUCUUGGAGGUUGCAUGAACCAGCUAUCAUAAAUGCAAGGGUGACAAACAGCCCUGGUGGCUCCCAUGAGAGUUUUCCAGGCUGGUUUAAUGAACAGGUGUUCAGUACAGGAUCAAGGGCUAGGACAUGAAGUCUGGGGCUCUUCCAUGGGCUGCCACCACCUUGCUGUGUGACUCUGGAGAAGCUCUCACCACUCUGCUCAUAAUCAGUCCAUUGGUCCACAGGGAGAUUUCACCCUCCACCCUCCUCCUUCCUGGGCACCUUAGGGAGAUACAUGAGAAAAUGGAGGGAGAGGCUUUGGAUUUCCAUUUUGAAGAUUAUUACAACAGUUACCCCAGAACCUCCUGCAAGAGCAAAGCAAGAGAAUGGGGUGUUAUUGUUGGACUUGUCACUUAACUGCUGAACUGAAGCUUUUUCACCCUCCUUAAAGUGUCAGAUAACAUAAUCCUGGAUACUUUACAGUAUUAUUAUAAGAAUCAAUGGAGAUAAUGGAUAUGAAAGUGCUUUGUCUACCUACAAAUGUAUAGAUUAUUAUGGGGAAGCCCCUCCUCACUCACCUUACUCUCCUGAGGCUUGGAAGGCCAUUUCUCCAGCUCAUUAAAAAUUUGAGCCUUCUUUCUUGGGUAGGGCUGGUUCCUCCCCUGUUGUAGAUGGGAGACUGCAUCCCAGCAAGUGUGAACGACUCGCUUAAGGUGGAUGAAAAAUCUGGGAGUUCUGGGGUAGGAAGAAGAGUCCCUAAAUUGAAUUCUCCUCUCAACCAUGCCACUAGCUAGCCCUGCGACCUCAAUCUCUGAGCCUCAGUUUACUCAUCUGUCGCUUGUUUCCUAAGCACAAAGGACUGUUUUGAUAAUCUAGGGGUGAAGAGUACAGAAUCUUACUUAAAGUGCUUUGAGAAGUUAAAAGUUUAUGUGUAAAAGGGAUGGUCUUAGAGAUCAGAAGUGUUCCUAAGGACAUUGAGAGGAGUUAGUCUUUGAGUUAGACUUGUUAGCUGCCAUCCAGUAGGCCCCUGACUCAGGGCGGCCUCAUAGGCAACAGAAUGAAACAGUGACCGGUCUCCUGCACCAUUAGCUGCAGAACACCAUUAGCUGUUGUAAUCUGCAGGGUUUUCAUUGGCUGAAUUCCAAAAGUAGAUCUCCAGACCUUCCUUUCCUAGUCUGGAAGCUGGCUGGAACAUGCAAUCCUCCGCUGACUGCAGGGUGGUGGCUCGAACCCCUGUCUCGCACGUGGAAGGUGAGAAUUCUACCACCGAACCACCACUGCUGAGUAAGACUAGAAGCCCUAGAUCUCUGUUAUGUCCAAACUGGAAGGGGCGUAACUCAACCCCACAAUUUUACAGAUGAGAAAAAUUGAGGCCAAGGAGACCACGUGGUCCCGGGUUCAGUCCCUGCUUUGGGGCUCAGGUUCCCCGUUUGCCCAGUGGGGUGCUCUCUAGUGUACCUCCCCCUCCUCCCAGCGCUGCAGUGAGGACUGAUGAGAUCAUUCAAUCUGUAGAUAUACUGUAAUAUCCUGCGUUGAAGCCUCUCAGAUUUUACCACACAGCCUUCCCUUCCACCUGAUAUAAACAGUGUCUUUAACCUUGACAUCCCAGAAUCACUCCCGUUUUUUCUCUGUGGUCUGACAGCAACCACCCAUCGAUUAAUCAGCAUCUAUUUUUUUUUUAUCAAGAGUUCUCGCUGAGUAAAGUGUGGGGCUAGCCCCUGUACCCAGGGGUCAUGAGCCCAGGGAGGGGGCUCUGGAGGAAACGAUGCUGAGAAGCCAGCCUGAGAAGCCAGCCGGGCCACUGAAACCACAGCUUGUUGCUGAGUGUUUUAAGUGAGGCCAGGUGAAGGGCGCGGUGAGAAUUUGCAGGGUUACCAGGGCGGCCUCAGGCUGAAGGGUGGAGAUUCCUCCCCAGGGUGCGGUGCCUGGAGGACCACGGUCCUGGGGGAAGGCGGGUGCUGCUUCGUGGGCUGGGCCACGGUGAGUCAGUGGCCCCCUCCCUGAGCGGUUGCCGGUUGGCUGGGGUGGGGCCAGCCCGUCUUAUUUUGGGCGUCUGUGCUGAGCCAGGCCUCUAAAGAGCUAAGGCGUUUGUUUCCAGCUGCUGGGGCCGCGCCUGGGAGCGGAGCUCCACGGGCGCCUGCGGCUGAGACCGCCAGGGCAGACGGCAGCAGAGAGCCAGUUGUCAUCGGUAUCCAGGGAGCCCUCCUCUUCCUCCUCCUUCUCCUGCCGCCUCGCUACCACCACAGUUGCUGGUUGUUGCUAAGAUUGCCUCCAUAGUAACAUGCACAUCCUGUUUAUACCUCCAUGUGGCCAAAGCAGUCUGAGCUAGGAACCUACCUACCCUGGACAACCACUUCCAUCACCACCUGGGGACGCCAAUCAUUGUGACACGUGGUCCGGCUUCCACUCCCUUCCCCCAUUCUCUUCCUCCUCUCUCUGCCAGGCUUCACACACAAGGAAGAAUCUGGGCUUGGAGCUGCUACUGUGAAGUUUAUUGCACAAGAUAUAGCCGGUCUGAUUCCUAACUAGGCCCCCAGAGAAGCAAAAAGUAGGGAUAAGUGGGGGCAGGAAGGCAAGAGACCCUGAUCAGAGGAAGGGAAACUCCACAUCUUCUCUGGUUGAGAGGCUUGGUAACAGCAGGCAAAAUGACGAACCCAUCAGAACAUGCCUUGGCGGCCAACUCGAUGGUUGACAGCCGUGAAGGGGACUUUGGCUGCUCGGUGAUGGACCUGAGGAAGCUCAUGGAGCUGCGUUCGACCGAUGCAAUGAACCAGAUUCAUGACCACUAUGGAGAUGUACAGAAUAUCUGCACUAGACUGAAAACCUCCCCCGUGGAAGGUCUAUCUGGGAACCCUGCGGAUCUGGAGAAACGUAGGCAAGUGUUUGGCCAGAACUUGAUUCCCCCCAAAAAGUCCAAGACCUUCUUAGAAUUAGUGUGGGAAGCCCUUCAAGAUGUCACACUUAUCAUCCUGGAGAUCGCAGCCAUCAUCUCCCUGGUCCUGUCCUUCUACCGCCCCCCUGGUGGAGACAACGAACAAUGUGGGCAAGGCGCAAGUACCCCAGAAGAUGAAGGGGAAGCAGAAGCCGGCUGGAUCGAGGGGGCGGCCAUCCUGUUCUCAGUGCUCAUCGUGGUGCUAGUGACUGCCUUCAAUGAUUGGAGCAAAGAGAAGCAAUUUCGGGGCUUGCAGAGCCGCAUUGAACAGGAGCAAAAAUUCUCCAUUAUCCGAAAUGGCCAGAUCAUCCAACUUCCUGUGGCUGAGAUCGUGGUGGGUGACAUCGCCCAAAUCAAAUAUGGUGACCUGCUGCCUGCAGAUGGGAUCCUGAUCCAGGGGAAUGAUCUGAAGAUUGACGAGAGCUCUCUGACUGGGGAGUCAGAUCAUGUCAAGAAGUCCUUGGACAAAGACCCCAUGCUGCUCUCAGGGACCCAUGUCAUGGAAGGUUCUGGCCGAAUGGUAGUGACUGCUGUUGGUGUCAACUCCCAGACCGGAAUCAUCUUUACCCUCUUAGGGGCCAGUGAGGGAGAUGGGGAGGAGAAGAAGAAGAAAGGUAAAAAACAAGGAGUCCCUGAAAAUCGCAACAAAGCAAAGACCCAGGAUGGAGUGGCCCUGGAGAUCCAACCACUCAAUAGCCAGGAAGGGAUCGACAGUGAGGAAAAGGAGAAAAAGGCAGCAAAGAUGCCCAAAAAGGAGAAAUCAGUGCUGCAGGGCAAGCUGACGCGCUUGGCUGUCCAGAUCGGGAAAGCUGGUUUGAUCAUGUCAGCUAUCACGGUUCUCAUCCUGAUUCUCUACUUUGUGAUUGACAACUUCGUGAUACAGCAGAGGCCAUGGCUAGCUGAGUGCACGCCCAUCUACAUCCAGUACUUUGUCAAGUUCUUCAUCAUCGGCGUCACUGUGCUGGUGGUGGCUGUGCCAGAGGGGCUGCCACUGGCUGUCACCAUCUCACUGGCCUACUCUGUGAAGAAAAUGAUGAAAGACAACAACCUAGUGCGGCACUUGGAUGCGUGUGAGACCAUGGGCAAUGCCACAGCCAUUUGCUCUGACAAGACUGGCACAUUGACCAUGAACCGCAUGACUGUGGUACAGGCCUAUAUUGGUGGCACUCGCUACCAUCAGAUCCCAAGUCCUGACGCCCUCGUGCCCAAGGUCCUGGACCUUAUUGUCAAUGGCAUUUCUAUCAACAGUGCCUAUACCUCCAAGAUUUUGCCUCCAGAGAAGGAGGGAGGCCUGCCUCGGCAGGUGGGUAACAAGACUGAGUGUGCGCUGCUGGGCUUUGUCACAGACCUGAAGCAGGAUUACCACGCGGUGCGCAGUGAGGUACCUGAGGAGAAGCUCUAUAAAGUGUAUACCUUCAACUCGGUGCGCAAGUCCAUGAGUACAGUCAUUAGGACGCCCACCGGCGGCUUCCGCAUGUACAGCAAGGGCGCCUCCGAGAUCAUCUUACGCAAGUGUAAUCGAAUCCUGAACAAGGAAGGGGAUGCAGUGCCUUUCAAGAGCAAGGACCGCGAUGAGAUGGUGCGCACUGUCAUUGAGCCCAUGGCCUGUGAGGGGCUCCGGACCAUCUGCAUAGCUUACCGGGAGUUCAAUGAUGCAGAGCCCUUAUGGGACAAUGAGAAUGAAAUCCUUACUGAGCUCACCUGCAUUGCAGUGGUGGGCAUCGAGGACCCCGUGCGCCCAGAGGUGCCAGAAGCAAUUGCCAAAUGCAAACGAGCUGGCAUUACUGUCAGAAUGGUGACCGGUGACAACAUCAACACAGCUCGGGCCAUCGCCACCAAAUGUGGCAUUCUGACACCUGGGGAUGACUUCCUGUGCUUAGAAGGCAAAGAAUUCAACCGACUCAUCCGCAACGAGAAGGGCGAGGUAGAGCAAGAAAAGCUCGACAAGAUCUGGCCUAAGCUUCGAGUCCUGGCGCGAUCUUCCCCCACUGACAAGCACACACUGGUGAAAGGCAUCAUUGACAGCACUGUGGGGGAUCAGCGGCAGGUGGUGGCUGUCACUGGUGAUGGCACAAAUGACGGGCCAGCUCUGAAGAAAGCAGACGUUGGUUUUGCCAUGGGUAUUGCAGGCACAGAUGUAGCAAAGGAGGCAUCAGAUAUCAUCCUGACAGAUGACAACUUCACCAGCAUUGUGAAGGCAGUGAUGUGGGGACGAAAUGUUUACGACAGCAUCUCCAAGUUCCUUCAGUUCCAGCUCACUGUGAACGUGGUGGCCGUGAUCGUGGCCUUCACUGGAGCUUGUAUCACUCAGGAUUCUCCAUUGAAAGCUGUGCAGAUGCUGUGGGUUAAUCUAAUCAUGGACACUUUUGCCUCAUUGGCCCUGGCCACAGAGCCUCCGACAGACUCUUUGUUGAAGCGUCGCCCCUACGGCCGACAUAAGCCUCUGAUCUCACGUACUAUGAUGAAGAACAUCUUGGGUCAUGGAGUCUAUCAGCUCACUGUCAUCUUUCUCCUUGUCUUUGCUGGUGAGAAAUUCUUUGACAUUGACAGUGGCCGAAAGGCACCUCUACACUCACCACCCAGCCAACACUACACCAUCGUUUUCAACACCUUCGUGCUGAUGCAGCUCUUCAAUGAAAUCAACUCCCGCAAGAUCCACGGAGAGAGGAAUGUCUUUGCAGGCAUCUUCCGCAACCCCAUCUUCUGCUCUGUGGUCUUGGGCACAUUCGUCAGCCAGAUUAUCAUUGUGGAAUUUGGGGGCAAGCCCUUCAGUUGCACAGGGCUCACCCUGUCCCAGUGGUUCUGGUGUCUCUUCAUCGGGAUUGGAGAGCUGCUGUGGGGCCAGGUAAUCUCUGCGAUACCUACCCAAUCCCUGAAGUUCCUGAAGGAGGCUGGGCAUGGCACCACCAAAGAGGAAAUCACCAAGGAUGCUGAGGGGCUGGAUGAGAUUGACCAUGCCGAGAUGGAGCUGCGCCGAGGCCAGAUCCUUUGGUUCCGGGGCCUGAACCGUAUCCAGACUCAGAUCGACGUAGUUAACACAUUCCAGACGGGAGCCUCUUUUAAGGGAGUCCUAAAGCGACAGACCAUGGGUCAACAGCUUGAUGUAAAACUUGUUCCUAGCUCAUCCCAUAUCAAAGUGGUCAAAGCGUUCCAUAGUUCCCUCCAUGAAAACAUUAUGAAACCUGCGAACCAAAACUCCAUCCAUGACUUCAUGACCCACCCUGAAUUCGCCAUAGACGAGGAGGGGCCGCGAACGCCAGUCCUGGAGGAGCAAGAGGAGGAAAACCCUGAAAAGAUUUUUAAGUCUGGGACGAGGGUGUUCCCAAUUGAUGACGACGAAGUCACGCCAUAUGCCAACAAAAACAACAACGCAGUGGAUUGCAACCAAAUGCAGAUUGUUGACUCCCACUCGGACAGCCCUCUACACAGCCUGGAGACGUCAGUUUGAACAUUCGUUCUCUGACUUUUCCCCUGCUUUCUCUAUUUCCUUUUUCAUCUAUCCUGUCUAUAAGGUAAUGAUGGGACUGAAAACUGUCGGGUCAGCUGCUCCCAAGUAUGUGUGAACCCCACCUAACCAUGAAGAGGCAAGAGCAGAGACUGACAAGGGUUUCACCUUAAACUUGAAUUGGGGUUUGUAGCAGGACCCAGUCAAACCCCAGGCAGGUGAUGGUAGAAUCUACUCCUUGGGUGUAUCAGUUGCUAUUUUUAAAGAAAUGAUGAUGGUCCUCUUGGCAACACUCCAAUCCAAAUUCUUCCCCAAUAUCCACACAUAUGUUGCCAUCUCCUGACUUCUGGAGCUUACCCUGUGAGUCUGUGCCACUUGUAAGCUGAGGGUUCAGGGAGAGACAGAUAUCUUCAAUUGAAAUGUGUUGAGGUUGGAAUGGAAUGUGUAGAAUCAGCCUGAAGAGUGAUUUUUUUUUAAACAAUUCUUUCCAUUUUGAAAAUUUAUACCUAAAGCCCCCUAACUCUUUCUGCCCUUCCUGUCACACCUCCCUAAGGCCCUUUUGGUCUUUUGUCACUCUUGUCUUCCUUUUCCUUCACGUGUGUGCGUGUGCGUACGUGUGUACGCGUGUGCAUGUGUGAUGAUUUAGAAAGUAGAAAGCGCAUGGGUGAGUUGAAUAAACUUUGACCAAUCUCCUCUCUGGCCCCAGUGAAACCCUUGGUGUAUUUCCAGAGGCAGAGGGGUUCUUUGCUGAAAGGGUCUUUUUGAAGCAAUGGAGAGCCAGUUUCAUCGUUGUUGCCAGGUUGCCUUCUACUUCUAAACUGCCAACUUGUCAGGUGUGUGUGGUUUUUAAGUGCCAGAGAGAGCAGCCUUGACCACGAAGCUUAUAUAUGUGUGGUAUGCAGUUUUUACCCUAGACCUAAGCUUUCUCUUAAUCCUAAACUGGUGGAAAAAGAAUGAAUGUGGUACGGACCUGCCUCUUAACUGGCCUUGAAUAUUGAGAACCAGGAGCUGGCAGAUCCUGGGCUCCUUCUUGGGGUGACCACUGCUGCUUGCAAAGCCAUCUGCCAAAGCACUCCCAGGGCAGGAUCUGAUUGUUGGAUGAGUGCGUGUUGAGAAGCCUUUUUUGCUGGAGGCCAAAGGGCCAUUCUAGCAGGAUCUGAGAAAACCUUCCUGCAGGGACCAGAAACCUUGCCUGGGUACUAGCUUUAACGUGCUCUUCAGUUUUCUCACUCUGCUCUUUGCUGUACCUCAUAACUUGUCCAGUCUCUGAGAAGGUCCCAGUCUUUCUUAAAUAUUUUGAUUUUGAAACUAUGUACCCAACAUGAGAGGCUCCAGUGAUAUUUUGUUGACUUAAAGGAGCAAAAGACACCCCUUGAAAAGUUGCUGUUCUCCCUCUCUUCUUUUUCACACGUGUCCCACUGAAGCCCUCUCCAGCAACGCACUCUGACUACUGCACAAUACAGCUCUGUGCCUCCGCCCCCCAGCACUGCCUGAAGUGCCCUCUUCCCCCCUGCCCUGCACCCACCUCUCAGGAGUUGAAGACUUUGCUAGGGAAUUUUUAAAGUGUUCCUUAGAGGGACAAGGUGGAGCCACAUUUACAGGAGCUCCAUUUUCAUCCUGCUGCCGUUGACUUAGCUCUUCUCUGCAGGGGUUAGCGCAUGUCUGCCAAUUCCUAUCCCCCAGUAGAUCACGAAAGCCCCCUCUUUCUAGAGCGGUGGUCGCAGGGAGAAGGGGCUUGAAGCUCUGAUAAACUGCCAAAUUUCCAUUUGUGAGAGAAAGGUGUCCUGGACCUAUCCGCUCCAGUUUUUAUUUCUGGAUCCCUCCUCCCUCACCCCUUUCACAUAAGCUGUCCAAGGUAGGAGGAGUCAAGAAAUUAAUACCCCUUACAAAAUCCCAUUACUACACAAUUCAUCACUGUAGGAAAUAGAAAAACAAAUCUGAUUUUGGUUUUGUAAGAGUUACAUGCUUCAGUGAUCUUUUCUCUGUUUUAAAUACUCCGGGGCGGGAAGACGCUCGCCCGAGGUGGUAGGUGUUCCCUUACGUAUUUAUUAAGUACAUUGGAAAGUUUAGUUUCUUCAAGUCUUUUAUUACCUCAGAUCGGUUUUAAAAAAUAAGCCAAUAACAAACGCUGGAGGCUAUUUUACCGUUUCUGCUCCCAAAAGACUCUCAUGGUGCCUGACAGGUUACUCUUGAGGGCUUGUGUCUACUUUUCUAAAGCCAAUGGUUUUUUUGUGUUCUAGUUUCCAUAGUAGAAGAAGAAUAUAUAGAAAUAUUAUGCAAAAAUAUAUAGUUUUCUUUAGAUCAGAAACUGAUAUUUUUGAGUCAGCCAUAUGUAUUUUGUGUAAAGGAUUUAAAUAAAGUGCCGUCAUGUGACCCUGCAGAAGGCAGCGCGUAACCAGCAGUUUGACAUGACUGGUGACUGAGCACAUUUGUAAUUGGUUUAAAAACCAACACACCGUACACGCUUUCUCCAAACAGCCAUCUUUAUACUUCGGAAAAAAAAAAAAAUUGGUGGGUUCUAGACUUUUUUAAUAUAAACUUUGUUGAUACAAAAUUGAGUAAGUUUAAGUGUUUAUGUGCAUAUGUUUUUUAAUAUAAGUUUUUUCUAUUCAGUUUCCGUAAUCCAACUGGCAAUGAGUAAAUAUGGCAUAAGUUAAUACAGCUUUCCCCCAAAAUGGUGCUUUGGGUUUGAAAAGGGCCUGAUGGGGAGAAGGGAACGUAUUAUCCUUGAUUUCUCUCUUGACAAUCCUAGAAAAAUGGGUGUUAAAGUUGUGCCGAUGGUAAAGAAAACAUCCAGCCAGAAGGACACCGCCAGCAGGAGGUGAAUAUCAUCUGCCCUCUGUGGAGGUGGAUGGCCAGGUUCUUUCAUACCUAGUGGUGAGAAGCAGGGACCUUUGGUCAGAUUUGAUGUUUCUUGAGGAACAACUGGCAGAGUGGUACCAAAGACAUUAGUAUUUCCUAGUCUGGAAGGAUAAUCUGAUGUGGGGUCUGCAUUUUUUUAUGGUUCUUUGAUGUCCUGUCCCUCCUGGAGUUUUCCGUUAGUGAGUUUUUGUGCAGGGAUCUGAUCUGUGACUUCUUCCCUCCCCUAGAAAGGCUGUGUCCAAUAUACUAGACGGGGGAUAGAGCUCUAAGUGGAAAAAAUACAGUCUGGUUCUACCCCUGGGUAACAGCCUGCGGCUAGGUCCUUCCCACAGGUGUCCUCUGCCCUCAGGAAUGACUCCCCCACCCCCAAAGGUGUUAAGAGAGAGCGCGAUCACCUCGGAAUCCCUCUGGGCACUGUGGACUCACUAAGGCUUUAGGUUUCUUCUUCCCCUUGAGCGUCAGAGGGGAGAGUUUGCACAGUUAAAUCUGAGUGAUUACCUCACUGCUGAAAACCCAGAGGGAUGUGACAAGCUCACUUAUGCCAGGAAACUCUAAAUGCGUCCCUUCCUUUCUUUCCUGCAUCCCUUGCCUCACGAUUGAAGCAGCCCCUGGUACCAUCAGAACAGACACACUUCCUCACCUUUCCUGUCUCGGGAUCUCCCCACUGCAGUGGUGGGAGUGGGGCGUUAAAAAUGCCUGCUAUUCUUAAGCCAUUCCAGCCCUUUUUCUCAGAAUAGACCAGACACCCUUCCGUUUAGCUCAGUGCUGUUCCUUUUGCCUUCCCCACCCCUGCUGUGAGGCCUGCUGUCCCCUUCCCUCUUGGUGAGGAGAGACAGAGGGAGAUGAGCUCCCCGUGACUGAGUUGGCCUUUGGUUCAUGUUUCGUCCUCCACAUGUAUAUAGGCCAUAUGUGAAUAUGCCAUAUAUAUGUGCCAAGAAGUCUAAGUUUUUCUUUUCAAAUCAGCACGUAGAUAGGAAUUUUGAGUUUCUUCUUUUUUCAGUAACUAGUAUAACAAGCACUGGUAUUUUUGUACAAAAAGAAAAAAAAAACACAACAAAAGAUUUGACUAUUGUGGUCUGCAUGACUUAAACAACCAAAUGGUGAAAUCAAAGCAAUGUAUACCCCAAUGUGUGUUGCCAUGAUUUGCAGUUCAGCUUAAUGGUGCACCCAACCUGUAUUUGCAUUUUGAUAUUAUUUAAGCUCUAUGUACAAUGUUUUGCAUGUAUUUAUACGGUUCUUAAGGGGAAAAAAAUGCUAUGAACUGGUGAAUCUGAAAUUGGAAUGUGCUUAUUCCACUUCUCGAGAUGGGAAGACUAGAGGAGGAGUUUUAAAGGAAGAAUAAAAGGGAUAAUUUUUUGGAACCAAUAAAGCUUUUUGCUGAUGAGCAGAAACCAGUACUGCCGUGCACUGAGAAUAAAAACCCAUGCCCACUUGUAA